AUGUACGAGGGGCCCGAGUUCAUUCCGAAUGCCACAGCGAUCCGUGCAAUCUCACAGUCGCUCGCCCGGCACUCGGACCUGAACGGCAGGAUGAUGUGGUUCGCCGAGCUGUUUGUCUACUGGGAGCUCCGCAGUCAUCCGCAGCGCACGCACGACCCGUCAGCCGCGUCGCUCUUCGUGGUCCCGGCGCUGCCGCACGUUGACCCGGGCUCAGUGGACCGUGUGGCGGCGGCGCUCGCGCUUGAGCCCGCCUGGUUGCGGCGUCGUGGCGCCGACCACCUGGUCGCGUGCACGCACUGGCAGUGCGCGGGACUGCUCGGCAAGCUCUUCUGGAUGGUGGCACUGCGUGGUCUCACCGUCAGCCUCGAGCGCAACGUCAAGUGGCUCGACCCACGCGUGCCGCACUGGAUACACAACCAGACGGAGAGGGCGCCCUUCGACCCGGCCGUCGACCGAGGCCUCUGCCUGGACCGCGUCAUCGUGGUGCCGUACCCGCCACACGCGGGCCUAAUGCGGCCGUGCGGCAGCGCGCCUGCCUACAGGCCGUGGCACCAGCGCAGAGUCAACGUCUCCUUUUUCGGAACCAUCCGGCAGCGCGAGGGGCUCAACGACUCCUCCGGCGGGGUCCGCGCCGCCCUCGGCAGGCUGGCACGCGCACCGCGCGCUGUCACCGGUGGAGAGGAGCUUGAGCGCCGCGGUGUUCACGUGCGCCUCUCGUCAGUGCGCGAGUUCGACCAGUCGCGGCGCUGCGGGCCCGAGCUCGCGAAGCGGUGCCGCCGGGUGGAAGUGCGCCGGUAUGCCCACGAGAUGCGGGACUCGAUCUUCUGCCUCCACUUGAGGGGCGACACCUCGACCUCUCGUCGUCUGUACGACUCAGUCGCCGCUGGCUGCAUCCCGAUCAUAGUCAGCGACCUGCUUGGCCCGAACUUGCCCUUCGUCUUUGCCGCGGAAGAGCCGCCGAUGCGGCCGCCCCGCGUGUCGUACGAGCUGUGGUCGAUCCGCAUCCGCGAGUCCGACUUCGUGGCGGACCCGCUUGCGGCGAUCGACGCCGUCCUCUCGCGAUUCUUGCGCCCGCGUGCGGACGACGUGCCGCUCGUCGCCAAGAUGCAAGCGGCGAUGCGGCGCGACGCCUCGAAGGUUGUCUUUUGCCACGGAUCGCAUGGCACGCACGGGGACGCCGGGUGGCACGGGCGGAGGCUAGCGGACCUGCUCUUGGGCGAGGCGUUCGCUCGGCUGCGCGACACUUGCGGAAGCAGCCAGUGCUCAGGGAGGCUCGGCAGCGCCGCGUAUGGCGACGAGCGGAUCCGCAACGCUGAGCACCGAUUCGAGUACGGCGACUGCCUUGGCCAGCCAACUGUCGCGUCCCGCUGGGCAGGGCUUGGCCCAAGGACAGGCGGCGGGGGGAUGCGUCGUAUGAGCGUAAGCGAGCACUCACUGGACAAGGUGCUUUCCAUACUGUAG
Messenger RNA from Emiliania huxleyi CCMP1516, 1461 nucleotides. RefSeq lists its product as hypothetical. Gene Ontology annotation, molecular function: glycosyltransferase activity. Bases 1 to 1461 code for a protein of 486 amino acids. The transcript has a single exon. Lineage: Eukaryota; Haptophyta; Isochrysidales; Noelaerhabdaceae. The record is from RefSeq and is a predicted model, not a curated record.